ACACCUAAUUUAAAUAACACCUAUAUAUGUAUAUUAUUUAAAAGUUAAAACUUGCAACUUUUCAACGUCCGUUAAUGUCGAAAUCGAGCCACAAUUGUGCGUUCCAAAUUUCAGUAACCAACCUCAUCCACUCAAGACUCAGAAGCUCACAGGGGUCGCCCGAUACCACAAUGGAUCAGCAGCCGCUUCAGGAAUGCACUGCUGCUGAUUCCACAAAGCAAUUGGCCAUUGACGAGCACACAAACGAUGCGAAGCCAACAGAGCGCCUCGCCGGCCAAAAUCUAUUUGAGUUCAUGAAUGGUGCCGGCAACGCCGGCACAGACUCCAACACUUCCGCAUCCAAUAAGACCGGCCUCGUUGGCGAUAAUGCAAACACAAACACAAUUACAGCCACAAACAUAAAUACAAACGCACGCAAAAAUGACACAAACAAUACAGACAUUGAGUCGAAGGAGCACAUGCCCAAGGUCAUGCCCAAGGAGGAGGACGCCGCACAACAGUCCACCACAGCCACAAGCGCAGCCAUAAGCCCAAACGCAACAUCGAAUGAGCUUUCCAAUCAAGCCACCACCACCAUUGAUGGCUUAAACAGUGUGGUAGCAAUCAGUCAUCGCAACGAGUUUGCGAAACUCUUGAUGCGGAUGGGCGAGGAGGGCGAUGGGGAUGCCAAUCAGAUAGUAAUGGAGCUGUUGAACACCAAAACGGAGGCCGACAAGACAUCGGUUAUCGAACGCGUCUCGGAGAAUCUCAUGCAUGUACUGCGCGCUCAGACCUUGAUCGAUGCUGGCAUCAUAACUGGCAACGAGCGCUAUCGUUGCUUCAAGUCCGUCAUACAGAACUAUGCGAAGCUCCAUGCGGCCAAAAAGUUCAUUGAGAAGUUGUCGGGUCUGUCACCCGAACCGGAAGUGGGUGGUGAGCAGAAGAUGCUCGCUCGCAUGGUGGCCGACGAAGUUCUACAAAUACCAGAGCUGCUUCGCCAACUCUGGUCCUCCCUCGAGAAGAUGGAGUUCUUCAACGAAGACACAGCCUUCAAGGUCUACUUGGAGGCCCGAACCCAUCCACAAGCCAAGAUAUUGCGCGAACUAAUGCUGACUCGCAUAUCUCGCGUCUUCCUGUGCAUCGUCAGCUCCACUUCCUUUCUCGAGUUCAGCGAGCACGAGCUGGUUCAUGUCCUCAAGAACUGUUAUCUGAGUGUGAACUCUGAAAUUGAGAUCUUUCUCUCGGUCGUGCUGUGGUUGGAACACAACUGGUACGAGCGCAAGUCUCAGGUGGAGCAUGUCCUGAGUGGGGUCCGCUUUAGCCUGAUGCCCACCUGGUACCUCUCGACCCUGGACCGCACCAACAGAUGCAGCCACUUUGCUCGAGUUACCAAUAUGAAAUGCGUUCAAAAUCUACUCGACCAAGGUCUUGCAGAUGCAAUGGCACUGCGUGGGAACAUGUCACAUUUCUCGUUCACCAAGAAGGUUGAGAAGCCCAUGCCACGUGAUUGGAUUGCCGACCCCGAAUGUGGCCAUCACCACAAGGUGCAUUGCGAGCGCUUCGUCUACCCUACCUAUGAGGUGUUCAAACAGUAUUUGGUCAAGAUAAUACGUUGUGCUCCCAACUAUUGGCGUACCCUGCGACCGGCACAGGAGAUCUAUCGCAAGGUGCUCAAGUGCUGUGCUCCUCCGCAUUAUUACUAAAGACAGUGGUUGAUCCUCAAGGAAGUCAGUUUUCCUUUUUAAUUAAAAAACAACAACAACAACAUUGAUAAUGAUAACAAUGACAACAAAAAUGAAUGUACUACCUAAAUAUACGUUUAAAAUGCUUAAAUAAAAUUAUCGUUAUAGCAAUUA
Scaptodrosophila lebanonensis is the source of this 1835-nucleotide messenger RNA. RefSeq lists its product as uncharacterized. The coding region runs from base 75 to 1682 and encodes 535 amino acids. The record is from RefSeq and is a predicted model, not a curated record. Lineage: Eukaryota; Metazoa; Arthropoda; Insecta; Diptera; Drosophilidae. The transcript has 4 exons.